AUGAGCAGCAACAACGGGGAGAGCAGGGAGUCACUAGAUCUCCUGGCCUCGGCCGCCGAGCAGUCGUCGCCCCAGUCGCGCAUCAAGAGGAACACGGCCUGCGUCUCAUGUCGCGACUCCAAAGUGCGAUGCAACGCCAGCGCCGUCCACGGCCAGCCCUGCCAGCGCUGUGCCAAGCUCAGCCUGCCCUGCGUCGUCGACAAGUCCCACAAGCGCGUCAGCAAGAGGAGCAGGUUCGAGGAGCUCGUCCAGGAGGUCCAGAACAUCAAGCAGGCUCAGCAGAUGCCUCUACCCUCGAUUCCACAGACCAACCACCUCCUCCAUCCUCAGCAGCAGCAGCAGCAGCAGCAGCAUUCACCGCCUGCGCCGCCAGCAACCGGAACACGCCUCUACCCUACAGUCGCCUUCUCGCCCAAUGCGACCCCGAUGUCGAGCAUCUCCUCCUUUAGCGGCCCUGCGCCGCCGAGGGGUGGGCUCGGUGAUGCCUCCUCCGUCCCCUCGCUCACGCCAGGAGACCAGAUGACGACGCCCUCCACCACGACCAGUACCAGUCGUCCCGCACAGCCGCGCGCCCUCAAGUCGCGCGUCUUUGCCGGCCAAGACAUUGAUGUCUACUUCGACAAGUACUUCAAGGACUUCCACCCUUACCUCCCUAUCGUCCGUAUGCGUGAGCCAGACGCCAUCUACAAUGCAGGGCCGGUCCUGUUUUGGGUCAUUAUGGUGACGGCCUGCCGGCGGUUGCCUCAUGACGGUGGGGUCUUUGACUUUCUGAUCGACUCCAUCAAGUCUGAGGUCUGGGAUGCUGUGUCGGACCCGCCAAUGUCGCUGGCUACCAUCAACGCGAUGCUCAUCCUGAGCGCGUGGCCGCUGCCCACCAUUCGCUUCAUGAAAGACCCGUCACCCAUCUACACCUCCAUGCUCAUGAACAGCUGCUACCUACUGGGGAUCCAGACCGGCCGGGGCGAUAUUCCCACGCUUCUCUAUCCAGUAUACCGCCUUGCCGUGUCUAAUGAGGAGGCCGUCUACACCUGGCUUGGCUACAAUAUUGUUUCUCAGCGCAUCUCGACCUAUAGCGGCACCCCGAGCACGGGACAGUUCUUCAACCGGACCAUCGAGAGCGUCUUGGACCGCACCAGUUCCUUCAAGAUCCCAACUUACUUUUACGUGCAACUCGAGAGCGCCGCCUUUCUUAAUCGGCUGAGUAGGGUGAUGUCUGCCACCCUCGAGGAAGAGCGGGGCGUGUCGCAUCACAUCGUAGACCAACUCUCGGAUGACUUUACCAAGGUGCAGAGGCUGAUGUCUUCUGCAGAUGUCGACCACUUCACAAUCCUCUCGACCCUCCUCGAGGUCCAGAUAUACUAUUUCGUGCCCACGCCCAACUUCAGCCUUGAGAUUUACAGGCGCAACACCCUCCGCUGCUGCACCACCGCCCACUUGCUCGUCCAGCUCGCCCUGAAGCUCCAGGCCGAGAUCAACUUUCUCUCCCACGCGCCGCACUUUGUCUGCCGUACUCUCCUCACCGCGGGCUGCGUCCUCAUCUCAGCCCUCGUAUCCCCGACCCUGCGCGAUGCCGUCGAGACCUACAUCCGCCAGCUCGACGGCGUGACCACUCCGGACAUGGUCGUCCUGGACGCCGUGGCCAGCAUCCGCCACUGCUCCGUCCAGGAGGCCGACCUGCCCCUCCGCUGCUCCAAGAUGAUGGAGAGCGCCUGGAACGUCCGCAACGUCCUCCCCGCCACCGAGAUCUCCCAGCUCGGCGACCCCCAGUACAGCCACCGCAUGGGCAUGGGCCUCCCCCUCGACUGUAUCCGCCGCUGGAAGCGCCAGAUGGAGCAGAUCCGCCCUGAGAAGCUGACCCCGCAGCCCCCCGGCGCUGGUGGUGGCGCCGACAUUGCCGGGGCUGGUGGUGGCGUCGCGGCUGGUUCCUCGGCCGUUGUCCCUGAUCUUACUGCCAUGAUCGACUGGGAUGCAUUUAUGAAGGACUUUGACUGGAAUUUUGAUCCCAGCCUGAUCGAGACUGUUGUUACUUGA
Messenger RNA from Cryphonectria parasitica EP155, 2031 nucleotides. RefSeq lists its product as uncharacterized. The record is from RefSeq and is a predicted model, not a curated record. Gene Ontology annotation, cellular component: nucleus. The coding region runs from base 1 to 2031 and encodes 676 amino acids. Gene Ontology annotation, molecular function: transcription cis-regulatory region binding; DNA-binding transcription factor activity, RNA polymerase II-specific; zinc ion binding. Lineage: Eukaryota; Fungi; Ascomycota; Sordariomycetes; Diaporthales; Cryphonectriaceae. Gene Ontology annotation, biological process: regulation of DNA-templated transcription. The transcript has 5 exons.